GGAACCUGUCAUUCUCAGCAAUCUGACAUGUGUGAUUCUCAGAGAAAUAACGAGCGUUUCCCAACAGCGAGCCCGGCCCUUCAAAUGUGCUUGGAUUCCCGAGAACUACGCUCGCCGCAUAGCCUACGCCAAGACCAGGCUGGUUGCGAGAAUGCAACUUAGCAAGUGGGUUGCACCGUGUGUGCAGGUGUCUAUAUAUGGGCCCUGUGCGUGUGCCCCAAUGGGGAACAACAAUAGCACGGAGUCCAAUGCCAAGCUGGCGCCGGCCGGAUCUGCCUUCACGCAAGAAAAGCAGCGAGUGUCCACUCUUGAGCCCGUGCGCUGCAAGUCCGUGGCGCCCUGUUCUUCAACCCCCGGAGAGCCCGGUCACGUGCCCGAUAUCCUGGCCCAGGCCAGCUCGGUGCUCGCUGGCUACGCAAGGUCGGGCAUCUGGAGCGUCGCGUCCUGCACACGGCCGCCCCGCACCCGUGGGGCCUGGAGGCUCGCACUACACGAGCGCCGCAGACGGCCAAGCUUUCCCAUUCUUGCUCGCGGCGCACGGUAUUUUUAAGUUUGGGCCCAGUGAGGAUGCCUGGCCCCGGCGUCUUGGCGUUUGCUCGCUUAUAUUCCAAAAGUGGGAGGGCUCGUUUUUCUUACUCUUGUUUUCUGCAAAUCGCCCGGGCAUCGUUGACACCCUCCGUUGCACUUUAUUUCGUGUCAGGAAAGCCGACUAUUUGCUUUGUUCCGCGGCGCCACAGCUUCCCCGUGCGGCUAGACCAGGAAAGAACAACCAAGCCCCAUCAAGCCUCAACACAUCAAGGGCCCUGUUUCUCGGUGCAACCGCUCGUAUUCCCGACGACAAGAAAACCGGCCACCCUCAUUUCAGGCCCCGACGCUUCCACGAGGACUUUAGAUACGCUGGAAAAGACUGACCCCAAAUCAACAUUCUUUAUUAGUAUUGCGCUUGACACCUCCAGGUCCGGUUCCUUGUAAGCUCACAGGUAGACGCCUUUGCCUGCCACUUUAGGCUCCCUUGACUACCACACCCCCAUCAUUGGCGGCUAGCAGAAGUGGACACUCCUCAAACCAAGAGAGGCCAAAAAAAAAAAAAGGAAUACACCAACACAUGUCUCGCAGGGACUUGACCCACAAUGACCCGGCGCGUGGGCCCCCCGCCUAUAAUC
Metschnikowia bicuspidata var. bicuspidata NRRL YB-4993 is the source of this 1163-nucleotide messenger RNA. RefSeq lists its product as uncharacterized. The record is from RefSeq and is a predicted model, not a curated record. The coding region runs from base 198 to 911 and encodes 237 amino acids. The transcript has a single exon. NCBI's taxonomy places the organism in Eukaryota, Fungi, Ascomycota, Pichiomycetes, Serinales, Metschnikowiaceae.